GCAGGAAACUAUCUCCAUCUCACCUCUUCUCAACCGGCUGGCCUAUUCCCCACUGCCCACAUCAGUGCAGCGGACAUUGCUUCUGCAUUUGCGUUAAUAAUCGGUGAUCGAAUAUCAGAUAUCCAAAGAGCCGCCUUUUUGACCUUGCUUCAUUCCACCGGAAAGUAUAGGCAAGCAGACGUGAUUGCCAAAUGCUCUCACCAUAUGCGUGAAACUGCUUUUGUCAAAGCGGGUGGGCGGCCUGAAGGCAACUAUAAAGGAGGACUGUCUAUUGAAUUCAGUGUGACAUUGUCGGAACAGGGGGUGACUCCCACUCGACUUUCAACGUCUCGAGACCGCCUCAAUUGUUGCAUCGCCAAUUUUGAUGACUACUAA
Molecule: messenger RNA, 375 nt
Organism: Penicillium canescens
Lineage: Eukaryota; Fungi; Ascomycota; Eurotiomycetes; Eurotiales; Aspergillaceae
Exons: 3
Source: RefSeq, a predicted model, not a curated record